This is a messenger RNA of Enhydra lutris kenyoni (northern sea otter), 1663 nucleotides long. Its product is annotated as indoleamine 2,3-dioxygenase 2. Gene Ontology annotation, molecular function: metal ion binding; indoleamine 2,3-dioxygenase activity; heme binding. The record is from RefSeq and is a predicted model, not a curated record. The coding region runs from base 67 to 1287 and encodes 406 amino acids. NCBI's taxonomy places the organism in Eukaryota, Metazoa, Chordata, Mammalia, Carnivora, Mustelidae. Gene Ontology annotation, biological process: 'de novo' NAD+ biosynthetic process from L-tryptophan. The transcript is spliced from 10 exons. Gene Ontology annotation, cellular component: cytoplasm.
UUGAUAUUUGUGGGGGAGAGGGCACUCAGGAACUUAGGCUUUAAUGUAGAUACUUCAAACAAAAUUAUGGAGCCUCCAAGUCGGAAUAUGAAGACAACACCAUUAUUAUCUUUAGGAAGAUUUCACAUUUCUGAAGACUAUGGCUUCCUUCUUCCAAAUCCUCUGAAAGAACUUCCAGAUCAUUUCAGGCCUUGGAUGGAAAUCGCCAAUGAACUCCCUCAUUUGAUUCAGAGUCAGCAGCUUCAAGCUCGAGUAAAUAAGAUGCCCCUCUUGAACUGCCAGUUCCUCCAGAGUUACCGGGAACAGCGCCUGGCCCACUUGGUUCUGAGCUUAAUGACCAUGGGCUACGUCUGGCAAAGAGGAGAGACACAGCCCCAAAAGGUUCUGCCAAGAAACCUUGCCCUUCCCCUUGUCGAAGUCUCCAGAAACUUGGGGCUCCCUCCGAUCCUGGUCCACUCAGACCUGGUACUGACAAACUGGACCCCUAGGAAUCCAGAAAGACCCAUGGAAAUUGGGAACUUGGACAUCAUUGUCUCAUUUCCUGGGGGAGACAGCCUGCGUGGCUUUAUACUGGUGACUGUUUUGGUGGAGAAAGCAGCAGUACCUGGGAUUAAGGCACUCGUUCAGGGAGUGAAUGCCAUCUUGCAGCACAGCCAGAACUCCCUGCUCCAAGCCCUGCAGCAACUGAGACUCUCCAUUCAGGAUAUCACCAGAACCUUAGGACAAAUGCAUGAUUAUGUUGAUCCAGACAUAUUUUAUGCAGUCAUCCGGAUCUUUCUCUCUGGAUGGAAGGAUAACCCAGCAAUGCCUGUGGGGCUGAUCUACGAAGGAGUCUCCACAGCGCCCCUGCAGUACACCGGGGGGAGUGCAGCUCAGAGCACAGUGCUUCACGCCUUUGAUGAGUUCUUAGGCAUUCGCCAUAGCAAGGAAAGUGCUGACUUUCUGCAUAGGAUGAGGGAGUACAUGCCUCCUUCCCAUAAAGCCUUUAUAGAAGAAAUCCACUCAAGCCCGUCACUGAGAGACCACAUCUUGUCCUCUGCAAAUGGCCAGCUUCGGACAGCCUAUAACCAGUGUGUGGAAGCCCUGGCAGACCUGCGCAGCUACCACAUAGCUGUGGUAACCAAAUACCUCAUCACAGCAGCCACCAAAGCAAAGGGCAGGCCAAACCGUCUCCCUGGGCCAUCUCAAGCCUUAGAAGAGAGGGGCACAGGUGGGACUGUAGUCCUGAGCUUCCUGAAGAGUGUCAGGGACAAGACCUUAGAGGCAGUUCUCCACCAAAGUGACUAAGAAACUGCCCUCUGCCCAACAAGGCAAACCCAGCAAACAUGGGUUUUCCUCUAUCCUCUCCCCCACUGGAGGGCAUGUAAGCCCGGCGAAUAAGAAUGUCUGGAAUAAUCUGAAAGGGACCUCAGCCUUAGUUAUGCUCCUGCCCUACAGAACACCAUCUCCUCCUUUGUUGAGAGCUGUUCCCUUCACAGAGAAGAAUUUUCAUGGCCAGAAACUUUCCUUUCCCUACCUGAUUACCGGUUAACAGCGAAAAGCUUUGGGACACUUCCUCAUUUAAAACUCCACGGUGGAGUGCGCGUACCCCUGUUCUGUUUGCAAAGUGAUAGAAAAAUCAGUCUAAAUUUCAAAAACCAAAUAAAAUCUGCCUGUAGACAGA